UACCUUCUAGGCUGGGCAUCCUUGCAGUGGAAGCCAGAACAAGGAGUAGGCUGCAGCUUUUCUCAGAAAACCAUUCAGAAUGUUGCCCAUAGGCAUAUUUUGGAUGACUCUACUGAUUUCUCAGAUUGAAGAAAAGGUGAUUGUUGGAGUAGAGGGUCAACAACUAGUCCGUCCUAAAAAGCUCCCCCUGAUACGGAAACGGGAUCUUGAACACACCCAUGACUCUGAUAUGCCGGAGGCAUAUGAAGAAGAACUGUUGUAUGAACUAAAAUUGGGCAAAAAAACUUUAAUCCUUCACCUUCUGAAAUCAAGGGAAUUCCUCGCCUCAAAUUACAGUGAGACAUACUACAAUGUAAAGGGAGAUAUGUUCACCAGGCACCCACCGAUCUUGGAUCACUGUUUUUACCAAGGGUCCAUCAUACAUGAAUUUGAUUCUGCUGCUAGUAUCAGCACUUGUAAUGGUCUGAGGGGCUUCUUCAGAGUGAAUGACCAACGGUAUCUCAUCGAACCAGUAAAAUACUCGGAUGAGGGAGAGCAUUUGGUGUUCAAAUACAAUGUUAAGGCGCCCUAUGCUACCAAUUAUUCCUGUUCAGGGCUCAAUUUUACCAAGAAGUUUGCUCCGAUAGAUGCUAAGUAUAUAAAAGAGCACAAAGGGGAAGGCUUCCACAAAGAAAACUUUAUUGAACUGUUCAUUGUUGUUGAUGAAUAUGUGUCCCGCAGGAAUAGUAGACCCCAAAACAAGCUAAGGAAACGAAUUUGGGGAAUGGUCAAUUUUGUCAACAUGAUUUAUAAAACCUUGAACAUCCAUGUGACAUUGGCUGGCCUUGAAAUAUGGUCAACUGGAGACAAGAUAGAAAUAGCUUCAAAUCUAGAAACUACCUUAAUGAGUUUUUCCACUUGGCAAGAAACAGUUCUCAAAAAAAGGAAGGACUUUGAUCAUGUGAUUUUACUGAGUGGGAAGUGGCUCUACACACCUAUGCAAGGAAUUGCUUACCCAGGAGGAAUGUGCCAGGCCCUUCGUUCAUGCAGCAUUGUUAAGGAUCUUCUACCAGAUGUAAAUAUAAUUGGGAACAGAAUGGCACAUCAGUUGGGACAUAGCCUGGGCAUGCAACAUGAUGAAUUUCCAUGCACCUGUCCUGUGGGAAAAUGUGUGAUGGGUGGUAGUGGAAGCAUCCCUGGAAUAAAAUUCAGUAAAUGCAGCCAAGCCCAAUACCAGCAAUAUCUGAAGGAUCAGAAACCAGCAUGCAUACUCAACAAUCCACUUCCUACUAACUUAAUUGAUUAUCCAUUUUGUGGGAACAAGAAGGUAGACGAAGGAGAAGAGUGUGACUGUGGACCAGUUCAGGAAUGCACUAAUCCGUGCUGUGAUGCACAUAGAUGUGUCCUGAAGCCAGGAUUCACUUGUGUGAAAGGAGAGUGCUGCGAAUCGUGUCAGAUUAAGAAAGAAGGGACCAUAUGCAGAGUAGCGAAAAAUGAAUGUGAUUUUUCUGAGCUGUGUACUGGCCACUCCCCUGAGUGUCCUAAGGACAAGUUCCGGGCCAAUGGGUUUCCUUGCAAGAAUGGAGAAGGUUACUGCUUUAUGGGGCAGUGUCCCACUCUGGAUGAUCAAUGUUCAAAGCUGUUCAAUGAUGGAGCACAAGAGAGUCACAGUCUUUGCUACAAGAUGAAUAAAAAAGGAAACAGAUUUGGAUAUUGCACAAAAAAGGGAAACACAUUUGUUGCCUGUGAAGAGAGAGAUCUCAAAUGUGGAAAGAUAUUCUGUACUGGAGGUCAGCGUUCAUCACUCCUGGGAGAGGAUAAAACAUAUAACCUUAAGAAUCAGAAGCAGAACGUGACCAUGAAAUGCAAAACCAUGUUUUUAUACCACAAUUCUAGAGACAUUGGUCUGGUUAAUUCUGGAACAAAAUGUGGAGAGGGAAUGGUUUGUAGCAAUGGCGAAUGUGUUCCAAUGGAAAAGGCCUACAAUUCAACCAGCUGCCCCUCCCAGUGUGAUGACAAUGCUGUGGAUGACCACGAACAUGAGUGCCAGUGUGAGGAUGGACCAAUAAUUGCUGACUGGGGAGAAACCUUAAACCUUACCAGUGUCUCUAUCAUGGUCGUUGUGCUUGUCAUGGUUAUUAUUGGUGUUGGACUUGUCGUAUUAUUAGUUCGUUACCAGAAAUGCAUCAAGAUAAAGCAAAUUCAAAACUCUCCUAGAGAAAUGCAGGGAGUAGAGAAUAAAGGAUACUUUCCUGAUGAGCACCACACAAGGAGUGAACCAAUUCUGACAGACAUCCAUCCCUUACAUAGUACUGCAGAGUCAUUGGAAAGCCUUCCAUCCAGCUUUUCAAGUCCUCACUACAUCACACUGAAAUCUAUCAGCAAGGACUCAAGAGGAAUUGCAGAUCCCAAGCAAGGUGAUAACAUGAACUUGAAACUGGAUAUUCAAAACGGCUGUGCAAGACUGGGAUGAAGAGCUUCCCUGCAGAUCACCCCAGCCAUGAUGUCUGCUGAACAGAUUUUGAUUGUUUUUCCAAAUAUUCCUUAUCUGGAUAGAAAAUGUUCAAGAGAAACAGUUUCUUUCUGUUAAUAUUUAGUCAUAGAACCCACAGCCUAUAGCACAGACUGUAUGCUCUGGAAAAUUUGUGUAUGAAUUUUCCAAUGGGCUUUAACUCAAUGUCCAAAUAGGAAGUCUCUCUGCUCUAGCAAUUGCUUGCACAAUAUUAAUCUUGUCGCUUUUAUAAGAAUUAAAACUUGGACAGUGAUCAUUUAAAGCCUCACGUAUAAGAAACAAACAGGGCUAGUGAUUGAAUGGUUACUUUGUGAAGGUCAUAACGGCGCUUACUUUCAGGUCAGAUGUGGUGACCCAGGGCUGGGAUCCCUGGAGGCUGAGGCAAGAUGAUCUCAGGUUCAGGAUCUAUGUGGGCUGCAAAGAGAGCUCAAGUCAAGUCAUUAGGAAUGAGCUCAGUGGUACAGCAGAGUGGAGGACACUGUAGGAUCAACUCCUAGAACUAAAAAUAAAAAAGAAAGAUCAAAACAAACAAAGAGUGCCUAUUUUGAUUUUCAAGCUAUACCAUUGAAAUCUGGCUUAAAUGAAAUUGUCUCCCUAUAGAAGUUCCAGGGAGAUAAGGUCAGGGUAGUGAGUUAUACUAGUUGAUUAAAAGUGGAGGGAACUAAAGAUCGGCCCCAUUGACUACAGAAUAGUCAUAUAGCAUACCAUCUACAACCUGGAGUAUAGGGGCUCCUAGAAACUCUGGUUUCCUAGGUCUGCCUUUCUAAUGUUCUAUAAGAAGCUCUGUAGAUGUUAGGGAUUUUAAAAAGUUCCCUCCACCUCGUUGUGUGCAUGCUGGGUCUCUGAGGCCCCCGGGAUACACGGAUGAGUGCUUAGUGUGCAGCUUCCAUCCUGCAGAUCUCUGAAGGCCCAUGGGUUCGUGUUUUGUGUGGGGUUGUUUCCUUGUACAGAUACCUGUGGGUGGGAGCACUCUCUCACAGUCUCUGUUUACUUGUUGGGAACUGUUAAGCCUGCUGAAGCUUUGCUAUU
Messenger RNA from Peromyscus maniculatus bairdii (prairie deer mouse), 3520 nucleotides. It is a transcript of the gene Adam7, whose product is annotated as ADAM metallopeptidase domain 7. Lineage: Eukaryota; Metazoa; Chordata; Mammalia; Rodentia; Cricetidae. The record is from RefSeq and is a predicted model, not a curated record. Gene Ontology annotation, molecular function: metalloendopeptidase activity. Gene Ontology annotation, cellular component: plasma membrane. Gene Ontology annotation, biological process: proteolysis.